Messenger RNA from Striga hermonthica, 666 nucleotides. The record is from the annotation of a GenBank genome assembly. Lineage: Eukaryota; Viridiplantae; Streptophyta; Magnoliopsida; Lamiales; Orobanchaceae.
AUGAAGAAACUCUAUCGGAAGAGUACGGUCCACCCGACGCCGUCGGUCGUGUCGGAGCACCUCCUCUCCUUCCUACCGGCGGCGAUUCUGGCCCUCGCCGCCGCCCUGUCUCCGGCGGACAGGGAAGUACUCGCCUACCUCGUAUCCUGCUCCUCCGCCAGUCUCUCCAGCAGCAGCCGAAAGGGAGGCCAGAAAGCCUCCGCCUCCGCCUCCGCCUCCGCCGCACGCGGCGGCUCCAAGGGCGGCGACGACCACCCGCCGUGCUUCAGCUGCAACUGCUUCCGUUGCUACAUGAGCUACUGGGUGAGGUGGGACUCGUCUCCCAACCGCCAGGUCAUACACGAGAUAAUCGACGCCUUCGAGGAGAGCCUCUUGAAGGGAAGCAAGAAGGAGAAGAACCGGAAGGAAAAGAAGAAGGGCAAAAAUGUCAAGGUCAAUGUUAGCAGCGCUGGACUAUUGGAUGAGCCGAAGAGCCCUGAGACGGCCGCGGCUGUGUCGGCCUUCAAUUUCGUGGACUCAAGCGCAGCGGCGGGCGGCGGCGCCGGCAGGACUGGAAGCGGAGACGAGGAUUUAGAUGCGGAGGAGGAAGAAGAGGAGACGGAGAAGGGCUCUGUUAGGAGAUUUGUGAGUUUUCUGGGGGAGAGGAUAUGGAGCGUUUGGGGAUGA